CAAGGAAAUUAAAUAUAGGUUCUUAUUAAUACCGGAACUGUGUAGUCAGCCACUAGUUACUAAUAUUUUGAUUGAAUAUCAUUCACGAAAAUGGAAUGAUUCACCUGUCUAAUGGCCUUCGUCAAUGAUGACCAGUUUACAAAACGAUUUCUUCAGAAUGAAAUUACUGCCUCUGCAUAUGAAGCUGCUCAGAGACCUUUUACCGAAAGUAUCAGGAGAAAUCCUGAUGCUGCUUUGGCAUUAAAACUUCAAAAAAGAGAAGUGCAGACACCAUUACCUCCAAUUAUUGACGAAGACAGUGAACUCAUUGCAUUGCAGCUGCAAGAACAAGAUCAUCUUGAGCAAGAGCUCCACGAUGCAGAGGUUGCCCAAAGAAUAGCGGACGGAUGGCAAAGGCAAAAUGAGGAUGGACAAGUUCCCCAUGCAAAUGAGGGUGGAAGAGUUCCCCGCCUAAAUGACGGUGGACGUGUUCCCCGGCUAAAUGAGGCAUUAAACAGCAUGCAUAGAACACGACCAAGCAAUGAGAUGAACUUCAGUAGAACGGUUCGUGCGCCAUCUAUGAUGGGAACACUUCCAUCUAGUUCAGGGUUACAUGUGUUCGGUCCCGGCACAUUAAUAGACAGCAGCUCAGACGACACAGAAGUAGACGGAGAGCCCUCCAUACUUCCUAGACCAAGACCUAGACUACAACACCAUAGAAGAGGACCGGAUCAGAACAGAUUUCAAAGGAAUACUAGGGCAGAUGAAAACGGACAGAGACCUGGCCUACAGCCUUUGCCAGGCAUGUUUCGGUUUAGAGAAAAUAGAGAUGAUAUACCAGAUCGCGAACAAGAACAGCGACACGACAUAGUGCAACCCCCAAUUUACAGGAAUCCGUACAAUCCAUUAGCAAGGUUAAUGAAUUAUGGUGGUUAUCACAGGAAUCCCAUCCAGAACCGCAAUAACAGGAUUCCUUUUAGGAGUGAUGAUAUAGAUGUUGAUGAUUAUGAGGCCUUAUGGGAGUUACAAGAAAGAAAUGGCGAUGUGCGUAGUAAAGGACUAAAAGCAGAAGAAAUAGGACGAAUACCUUGUCACAAAUUCAAAUCUACUCCAGGACUAUAUAAAACUCUUAAAAGUGAUAAAAAUUCAUGUAGUAUAUGCCUAAAUGAAUACAAAGAUGGAGAAAGUAUAAAAACGUUGCCGUGUUUUCAUUCUUAUCAUAAAACAUGCGUAGAUAAAUGGUUAAUGAGUCAAGCUGUGUGUCCAGUUUGCAGAGGGAAUAUCAAAACACAUUAAUGAAUAUUAUUUGCUAUUAUUUAUCAUUCUUUGGUUGAGUAGACAAUGUUGAAUUGUUCUAAGUUGUUCUUAGAUUUUUUUAUUCCACUUUUUUUUGUUACAAUGAUUAUACAAUCCGAAACUUUCAAUGCGCUCUUUGUGAAGCUUUAGUACUCAAACUUUUUUUCCGAAAGUUGCAUAUUUUAUUUUUAGAAAAUGAAUUGAAAGUGAAAGUGAAACCAAUAAUUCAUUAGAUGUUUACAUCUAUCAUUUUCGUUUAACUGUAUUAUUUUCAAUUGGUUACUUGUCAUAAUUAUUUUAUUCUUAUGUUAUUUUCUAGUGUAAUUACACUGAUGUCCAUGUAGCUAUCAAAUAAAAGAUCCAAAACCA
Mytilus californianus (California mussel) is the source of this 1644-nucleotide messenger RNA. RefSeq lists its product as uncharacterized. The transcript is spliced from 7 exons. Gene Ontology annotation, molecular function: ubiquitin protein ligase activity. Bases 112 to 1275 code for a protein of 387 amino acids. NCBI's taxonomy places the organism in Eukaryota, Metazoa, Mollusca, Bivalvia, Mytilida, Mytilidae. The record is from RefSeq and is a predicted model, not a curated record.